This is a messenger RNA of Haemorhous mexicanus (house finch), 7342 nucleotides long. It is a transcript of the gene GRIN1, whose product is annotated as glutamate ionotropic receptor NMDA type subunit 1. The coding region runs from base 1 to 2898 and encodes 965 amino acids. The transcript has 20 exons. Gene Ontology annotation, cellular component: synapse; neuron projection; NMDA selective glutamate receptor complex. Gene Ontology annotation, biological process: ionotropic glutamate receptor signaling pathway; chemical synaptic transmission; monoatomic ion transport. Gene Ontology annotation, molecular function: NMDA glutamate receptor activity. The record is from RefSeq and is a predicted model, not a curated record. Lineage: Eukaryota; Metazoa; Chordata; Aves; Passeriformes; Fringillidae.
AUGAGCACCAUGCGGCUGCUGCUGCUCGCCCUCCUCUUCUCCUCGUCCUUCGCCCGCGCCGGCUGCGACCCUAAGAUCGUCAAUAUCGGCGCGGUGCUGAGCACCAAGAAGCACGAGCAGAUCUUCCGCGAGGCGGUAAACCAGGCCAACAAGCGGCACGGCACCUGGAAGCUCCAGCUCAACGCCACCUCCGUCACCCACAAGCCCAACGCCAUCCAGAUGGCCCUGUCCGUCUGCGAGGACCUCAUCUCCAGCCAGGUCUAUGCAAUAUUAGUUAGUCACCCUCCUGCUCCCAACGAUCACCUAACACCAACACCUGUAUCAUACACAGCUGGCUUCUACAGGAUCCCUGUCAUUGGUCUGACAACACGCAUGUCUAUAUACUCUGAUAAGAGCAUCCACCUGUCCUUUUUGCGCACGGUCCCACCCUACUCUCACCAGGCCAACGUCUGGUUUGAGAUGAUGAGAGUCUUCAACUGGAACCACGUCAUCCUGAUAGUCAGCGACGACCACGAGGGUCGUGCUGCACAGAAGAAGCUGGAGACCCUCCUGGAGGAGAAAGAGUCCAAGGCUGAGAAAGUGCUUCAGUUUGACCCUGGGACCAAAAAUGUGACAGCGCUGCUGCUGGAGGCGAAGGAGCUGGAGGCCAGGGUCAUCAUCCUCUCUGCCAGCGAGGAUGACGCGGCCACGGUGUACAGAUCAGCAGCCAUGCUCAACAUGACGGGCUCGGGCUACGUGUGGCUGGUGGGGGAGCGGGAGAUCUCGGGCAAUGCCCUGCGCUACGCCCCGGACGGAGUGAUCGGCUUGCAGCUCAUCAACGGCAAGAACGAGUCAGCCCACAUCAGUGACGCUGUCGCCGUGGUGGCCCAGGCCGUGCAUGACUUGUUCGAGAAGGAGAAUAUCACAGACCCACCGCGGGGCUGCGUGGGCAACACCAACAUCUGGAAGACGGGACCCCUUUUUAAGAGGGUGUUGAUGUCAUCCAAGUACUCAGAAGGUGUCACCGGCCGGGUGGAGUUCAACGAGGACGGGGACAGGAAAUUUGCCAACUACAGCAUCAUGAACCUGCAGAACCGGAAACUGGUCCAGGUUGGGAUUUACAAUGGCAGCAAUGUCCUGACCAAUGACAGGAAGAUCAUCUGGCCAGGUGGGGAAACUGAGAAACCUCAAGGCUAUCAGAUGUCAACCAAGUUGAAGAUUGUGACCAUCCACCAAGAGCCCUUUGUGUAUGUGAAGCCCACUCAGGCAGAUGGGACAUGCAGGGAGGAAUUCACCAUCAAUGGAGAUCCUGUCAAAAAGGUCUUCUGCACUGGACCCAAUGAGACCAUCCCAGGCCGUCCCACCGUGGCACUGUGCUGCUACGGCUUCUGCAUCGACCUGCUCAUCCGCCUGGCAGGCGUGAUGAACUUCACCUACGAGGUUCACCUGGUGGCUGAUGGUAAAUUUGGUACCCAAGAGAGGGUGAACAACAGCAACAAGAAGGAGUGGAACGGGAUGAUGGGGGAGCUGCUGAGCGGCCAGGCUGACAUGAUUGUGGCUCCCCUUACCAUCAACAACGAGCGGGCUCAGUACAUUGAGUUCUCCAAGCCCUUCAAGUACCAGGGCCUCACCAUCCUCGUGAAGAAGGAAAUCCCCCGCAGCACCCUGGACUCAUUCAUGCAGCCCUUCCAGAGCACGCUCUGGCUGCUGGUGGGGCUGUCUGUGCACGUGGUGGCAGUGAUGUUGUACCUCUUAGACCGAUUCAGCCCGUUUGGCCGGUUCAAAGUAAACAGUGAGGAGGAGGAAGAAGAUGCCCUGACUCUCUCCUCAGCCAUGUGGUUCUCCUGGGGAGUCCUGCUGAACUCUGGCAUUGGAGAAGGUGCUCCCCGGAGUUUCUCUGCCCGUAUCCUCGGCAUGGUGUGGGCUGGCUUUGCUAUGAUCAUUGUGGCUUCAUACACUGCCAACCUGGCAGCCUUCCUGGUGUUAGACCGACCUGAGGAGAGGAUCACAGGCAUUAACGACCCCCGGCUGCGCAACCCCUCGGAUAAGUUCAUCUACGCCACGGUGAAGCAGAGCUCUGUGGACAUCUACUUCCGACGGCAGGUGGAGCUGAGCACCAUGUACCGGCACAUGGAGAAGCACAACUACGAGAGCGCUGCCGAGGCAAUCCAGGCAGUGAGGGACAACAAGCUCCACGCCUUCAUCUGGGACUCGGCGGUGCUGGAGUUCGAGGCCUCCCAGAAGUGUGACCUGGUGACCACGGGGGAGCUCUUUUUCCGCUCCGGCUUCGGGAUCGGCAUGCGCAAGGACAGCCCCUGGAAGCAGAACGUCUCCCUGGCCAUCCUCAAGUCUCACGAGAACGGCUUCAUGGAGGAUUUGGACAAGACUUGGGUGAGGUAUCAAGAGUGUGAUUCCCGUAGCAAUGCCCCAGCAACACUCACCUUUGAAAAUAUGGCAGGUGUGUUUAUGCUGGUGGCUGGAGGUAUUGUUGCCGGGAUAUUUUUAAUAUUCAUAGAGAUAGCUUACAAAAGGCAUAAGGACGCGCGGAGGAAGCAGAUGCAGCUGGCGUUUGCGGCCGUUAAUGUGUGGAGAAAAAACCUGCAGGAUAGAAAAAGUGGUAGAGCAGAACCUGACCCUAAAAAGAAAGCCACUUUUAGGUCCAUCACCUCCACCCUGGCCUCCAGCUUCAAGAGACGUAGGUCCUCCAAGGAUACGCCCUGCAGAAUGGUCCCUCAGGAGUGCCAGAGAGACAGGCUGGCACCAUGGAGCCAAGACAGCCCUGGGAAGCUUCCACCCCACUCUGAACGUCCUAGCGCCCACCAUCACCCGAGCUGCACAGCCUCUCCGCGGCACAUCAUCCCCACCGCCCCAGGAGGAGAUGCAUGUGUUCCCCAUAGGCAGCUCCUGCAACUCGAGUAGCACUGGCAGAGCUGACGUGUCCAUCCAUCGCAGCCACCCACGAUACUGCAACCCCACAGACGCCAUGUGAGACGCAUAAACCACACAGACACCUCCGAGCCGGCACAUUGCGUACAGACACGAUCGAGGUGCACAGGUCCCUUAGCCCCCCGCAUCGCCAGCCCCCGCAGAGCCACACUGCCAGCCCCAGCCCCCGUGACACAGCAGUGACACGCGGCCCACGGCACCGCCCCGCCGUGGGGAUGGUGCCCGAGCUGGGCAACAACCGAGGGGCUUCCUGGAAAAGGUCACCUUUUCAGUGAAGGAUCAGCUGUCCCAAAGCCAAACGCUUCUUGGCUGAGAAAGAGCCUAGUUUUUGGCCCAAAAGAACCAAAAGUAGGUCAAAGACAACUUUUUUUUUUUUCCUAAAGGGAAGUUGAUAUUUUCUACAGCAAGAUCGCAUUUAGCUGGAAUCCUAAUUUUUAAUGGAAAAAAACCCACAACAACAAACUAAAAUUCUUCCAGAAAAUCUUCCACCAGCCAGGGACUACCAUAUGAGCCCAGUUAGGUUGAAGUCAUUUUUAAAGACAUUAAGUUCUUGUCUAUAUUUUCUUCCUGGUUGUCAUUUAAAGUUUUUGGUGCCUUCACUUCACUUCCAUACCUUAACAUGUUUGAGUCUCUUCUAUGGUUAAUAUUGAUUAAUUUCUUGGCUUUAUAAUGUUUGGUUUGGGGAUUAUUGCACCAUCCCUGUAACGUAAUUUACCUUAAAUUAUUGAUAUGUGCUUCUAGCAUUAGUCCUACUUUAACAUAGUUUUGAUAUGAUCGUUUUCUUGCUUUUUUUUUCUUUUCCUUUUUUAUUUUAAUUUUAAUUUUUAUUAUUAAAAUUGCAUGCAUGAACUUUACACACAAAAAAAAAAAAGUAAAUGAGAAUGUUACCCUGUGAUAACUCUGUGAUUGGAGGAGAUAUGCUUUCAAAUCAAAAGCCAUGCUCUUGUAUUUUAAUUUUUCUGGCCAGAUUGCCCAUUUCGUUUGGUUGUUUUAGCAUUUCCCACCCCCAGAGCUGUGCAGAGAGGCCAGAAGGCCCCAGCCUGCCCUGCUACACCACCACAGCAGUCACAUGCACACGUGCACCAAGGCACACGCACUCACACAGGCACACUCCGCUUCUUCCACCCCCCUCACAUCAGGCAGGAUGUUUAACAAAGGACCUUUCUUCUACCCAUUCAUUUUUGUAUCUCCAGUUCCUCCUUCUACUUCACCAGUGAGUCACAGCCUCUCCCCUUUCCCAGUCACCUCUCCUCCCUGCCGGAGUCAAGCUCCAUCCCACGAGCACACACCUCUCAGCAGCUCUGCCAUGGAAACACUGCAUUUAGCUGGAAUCCAAAUUUUUCAGGAGGAGGGGGUGGCUGCACCCGAUUUCAGGAGAGAGGGGUGUUUUUUGGUGGGCUGCUGAACAGCCACAAAAAGCUCCCCCCAGGGCAGCAGAGUAACAUCAGGAUGCUCCCGGCGACUCUCUGUGCUGAUGGGCAAUGGCUGAGCUGUUGCUCCUUAGCAAGGCAAGGCUAUGGCCAGGAAUUCCCAGAGGCUCCAUUGGAAUCUUAGCCAGUGCCCUAAGUGGCAGGGUGAUCCCCUGAGAGGCUCCCUGGGUGUCAGCGUGUCCCAUCUUGGCACUGGAGAUGGGAGCGCGCUGGCUCCCGGCCCUGCCCCAGCUGCUCCCACCGAGGGGUCCCGGGAAGCACAAAUCCGGGCUGGGCAGGGCAGCCCCAAGGAGCCCCUGCAAGGCUCGGUGGGUGGCAGGAGGCAGGGUGUGCAGCACACAGGGUAGCCACAGUGCCAGAGCUGCCGGCAAGGCCACAGCCACCAUUGACCAAAGCAGGGCAGGUGAAAUCCGCCACCGAGGAGCCCCCCUGGAGCCCCUCAAAACAUCGGCCCUCCUGGGCAGGGUGGUGCAAGGGCUGGGAAAGUGUCACUGGAGAGGAUCUGUGCUGCUGUACAUGAGAGCCACAGAGACCCUUUCCUGCCCUGGCACCGGUUUAGGACCCCAGAGAGCAGUGCAGGAGGCUCCAGCCCACAGCAGGGCUGGACAGAGCUUCCAGCUCAGGGUGUGGAGUUUGGAGAGUGGAGCUGGGAGAGGAGGGGAGUUUGGAAGGAGGAAGGGAGGAAAUAACUGCCCCACUGUAAAUUCCUGCCUGGGGAGGAAGGACGUUUUUUCUUGCCCAUUGAUGGGAAUUUCUGCUCUGCCCCCUGCUUGCUGAUGGGACUGCAGCAGAGGAGGGCUCUCCCAUGGCCCCUCCCAUGCUAAGCCUCCCCACCUGCAAGGAGCUCAGAACCCCAAAUCCAGACCAUGUCCCCAGCACAGGUCGUAUUUUCACAUUAGCAAUCAACACCACACUUUAUCACAAACCAACCACCCCACACAUCUCACCUGCAUGAAAGGAUAGUCACGGCAGGGUCAUUCAAGCAAGGAGGUAAAACGCCCUGGCCUCGAAGCACAGCUUGAUCUGGCAUCAGAGAGGUGCCAAAACCCAGCCAGACCCUCCAAACACAGGUUCAGGCGUGGGCUGGGCUGAUGAGUCACAGGCUUUGUUUUGUAGCCCUCCCAGAGCAGAGAGGGCCUGGCUCAGCGGGUGACGUGGCAGCCACACUCUGCAGAAGCUGCACUACGCUCCUGGGUGUCCCCUCUGCCCAGCUCCAGGGUGCCUGGAGAGAGUCUGCAAUGACCUCUGCACAAGCGUGGAUGGCACUGGGAAGGGGACCUCAGCCAGCAGCAGCUUUCAGGGCGUUGCUUCACCCCCAAGAGAUAUCCUGUAGGGACACAUGGGAUAGAAGUGGCAGUGGGGACAAGUGCCAGAACUGCCUAACACUCCUUUCUCUUUGUCUGUCUAUUUGUGUGUUGCAGCAGUAUCACCCCACCGACAUCACUGGCCAGCUCAACCUCUCUGACCCCUCAGUCAGCACUGUGGUGUGACCUUCUCCCCGAGGGCCAUCAGUCCUUACCCAACACAGUAGGAAGGCACAGCCAGGACUGCCUUUCAAGGGACACUGAUGGGUUCUUCUGGGUGAGAUGGGAGGAAAGCAUCCUUCAUCCAUACACAGUGACUCCAUUGUAUAUCUCCCUCCCUUCCUAGGCCUGCUGCCAUACUCAUGCCCCAGGAAGCACGGCAGAACCAGGACAAGGUUUGGACUUCACUGUACAGAGAUAAUUGCUUCCAAACAGUGCCACAAUGAUCAGAAUUGCCACUGACUGGCUCCGUGCAAGGGGAAAGGACUGCAGAAGGCACAUGGUGCCUGCUCUCCCACUGUAGCAGGGAAGGGUUGGUGCCAGACCACAGGCACGUGCUUGACCUCACAGGCUGCAGCCUUCUGAGCACACACAGCCCCUCAGACAUGUGCUCCGCGUCUCCCACCACCUGGAGAGCUCCACGGUCCUGCGGAGCUGGAGCAGCCAGCUCCUGGUGUGGCAGGUUGGGCACAUGUUCCUGCUGUGCCGAGUGACCCUCCCGUCUGCCGCAGGGGCUGGAAGAUGUGUGCUCUGCUCCUUGCCGGGGAUGGACCCUCUUCCCCUCUCCCCCAUCGUCCCGUCCGUGGUCCGGCAGCAGCAGGAGAGCUCCCGCCCUGCAGCCCUCACCCCUGAGCUCGCGGUACUCCGGAGCCGUGGAGUGCCGCCAGCCGAGACCCCGGCUCCCACCUCUCCUGCACAGAAACAUCCCCAGGACAUGGCCACGGCCAGCAUGUAGCACUCACACAGCAGCUCUCCUGGCCAGGAAUUCUCCACGGGAAAUGGCUCUGGAUGGUUGCACUGACCUCUACCCCAGCUCCACACUGCCUCAGCACCAGCAAUGCAAGGAGAGAUGCUGCUGCUGGUCCCGGCUCGCUGCGCUGCUGCAGCGGCCCCCCAGCCUGUCUGCACUGCCGGGGCACCACGGCCAGCGCUGGCGGCUCCCCUGCCACCCUCACCUGCGGUUCAAGCUUGCCAGCAGCUCCCGCGGCAGCCCUGCGGCCCCAGCUCACGGCGCUCCGUCUGCCUGAACCUGGAGACGUGGAAAGCAGAUCCCAGCUCGGGAGAAGGAACCGAACGGGCCAGGCUGACCCCGUCCCUCCCCGCACCGUCCUCCCCUCGGGCCCACACGGCCACCCCGAGCAGCCUCCCCGUGGGCAGCGGGGCUGAGCAGCGUCUCCUGCCAGUCGGAACGCCCACCUGCAGCGUGGUUCCCAGCCCCGGCGGCACGGAUUGCCUACCCCCGGCCCCAGCCUGCCCCCGCGGGCAGCAGCCCCGCAGGCAGGAUUUCACAUGGCAGCUGAGGUCUGUGAGCAUUGUCCCACCGACUGCUGUGGCUCCAUCAUGUUCAUCUAGCUCCAGCUGAGAAAUCGGACCCAUUCUACUUUAUACGUCAGUGUUACAUUAAUACCAAGUUUUUGCAAGAGCUCAGUAAAGUCUAGACUGGAUCAUGAAGUGGUUUAUUCC